Molecule: messenger RNA, 1878 nt
Organism: Chondrus crispus (carragheen)
Lineage: Eukaryota; Rhodophyta; Florideophyceae; Gigartinales; Gigartinaceae
Exons: 2
Coding region: 1-1236 (411 amino acids)
Source: RefSeq, a predicted model, not a curated record
AUGGUCGCAGCGAAAGACCAACCUCAAAGGCUCCAACUAUCCGCUCCGGGUCUUCACAACGCCCAGGGCGAACUCCUAACCCAUCCCGAGCAUACAGUUCCCCCUACCGUGCACAACAAACAACUGUCACAAGAGUCAAACGAAGAACAUCGCGUCGAACACUUUUCCCGCUUUGCAAAGCGCAACACCAACUCCAAUACUACGGAAAAAUCUCCUUCUCAAUCGCCUCUCACUUCUCAAGCUCUAGCUUCUAAUACCGACACACACUCCAAUCUCACAAGACCGGGGAAGCCAACUAACUCCUUCUCGAGGUCCAAGUUCAACGCCGCACGAAACCAUCAAAACAUGGAGCUUCACGACGCUUCCGGCACUGUUUUGCAGCAAUAUCCACUCAACUCCGACUCUGAUGUUAACAACACGCAUCGCCCGUCUCCUGAUACAGACUCUGCAAAACACGACCAUAACGGUGACCAGCAGUCCGACCAACAACAACCUCCGCCGCCGACCACCUCCAUCCCACAGGGAGUCCAAGAUCAGGUCGCCACUGCCAACCCCAGCGUCUCCGUUCAAGCCCCCAACGUCAACCUACCCUCCGUCUCCGCUCGAUCCGUCCCUCAACCUACUGGUAUGGACUCGGCCGCUGCUGUCGUUCCGGCGCCGUCUCCGAAGAAGCCAGCUCGUAUGCCGGGUACAAAGCAGUGUCCGACUUGUCACAACACAAUCGCUGCGGCUGUCGCAAAGUGUCCCAAGUGCCCGCACGUCUUUCGAGAGAAGAAGGAGAAGGUCAAGCGCUCUGGGAAACGGGGAAAGAAGAAUUGUCCGAAAUGUCAAUAUGAAAACCCAUCCGCCUGCAGUUCAUGUAAGAAUUGUAAGCACGUCUUCCGCUUGAAGCUCAUGGACAAGUAUAAGUCGAUGCGCCCUCGUCAGCAAAAUGAAAGCGCUGCUGCUGCUGCCGCCGCCGCUGCUCACGCAGCCGCAAAUAUGCAACAUACGGGCCAGGGCGGUGCCGUAACUGCCGUUUCUGCUGUGCCUCUACCUGCCGGAGUGGCAACGUACCCAAAUCAAAUUGGGCAGCAACUCCAUCCCGGACACGGUGCUGUUUCAGUCAUGCCCGCGAUGCAACAACAUCCAAUUGCCAUGCAUCAACAUGGCCACAAUGUGCAUUCAUCGGGCGUGCCGAUGCAUUCACUGCCGCAACAUUCGAUCCAUCCUCAUCAACCUCAUCCACAGUUGUAAGCCGAAACUGCGGUGUCCAUAGAAGGGAGCUGCUUGAUAUGUCCUAUUGACUAUAAAGGGAACUGAGUAAAUCCACACGCUUUAUGAUCGCUCGAACCAUACGAUCAAGGAUGCAGGUGAGAGAAGUGACCCGUUGGUAUGGGGGCACGUGCGGUUCAUGUCAGCCGAUGUACGCGUUGGUGUCGUCGAAGGAUUACCCAUAACUCUUAACAUGUACUGCAAAUUUUGUGACAGCGAAAUGAAACAAAUUGCGAGAUGGAUGCCACAGCGUAAUACGGUCACCUUGUGUCUAGAAGAAUACAAGAGGACGCAUGACGUGGGCAAUGACACAAGCCAAGACUGAUGACCAGAGUCGCUGUCCUGACAGAGAGCACGAAGAAAUGUUCAGCCAGUUCAGGAGUUCAUCUGAUCUUGGCGUGGGAUGGACCAUAUGAUGAGAGCUACGAGAAGAGACAAAAAUGGCGCACAGUAGUUGGUUGUCAAACGAGUUUGACAGACUUACACAAGUUGAAGGCGUCGUAUACUCUUAUACAAAAGGUACUACGCAGACAGUGCUAUAUAUAUGUACAUGUUCCUGGUCGAGAGAGACGAGUCGUACUGUAGUUUGAAUCAUGAGGUGCAAUAAAAUGUGUGUUUUGGAAA